This is a messenger RNA of Cololabis saira (Pacific saury), 4938 nucleotides long. Its product is annotated as ATP-binding cassette sub-family C member 4-like. The transcript is spliced from 31 exons. Gene Ontology annotation, cellular component: plasma membrane. Gene Ontology annotation, molecular function: ABC-type transporter activity; ATP hydrolysis activity; ATP binding. The record is from RefSeq and is a predicted model, not a curated record. Bases 512 to 4471 code for a protein of 1319 amino acids. Lineage: Eukaryota; Metazoa; Chordata; Actinopteri; Beloniformes; Belonidae. Gene Ontology annotation, biological process: transmembrane transport.
GUCAAUUCAUGCGUUUAUGCUGGUAACCUAAAGGCUUAAACAACUGGAGGCAUGUCAGGAAAAUGGUUAGUAAUACGACAAAUCCGAAAUAGAUUAAAGGAGACUCCUCCUGGGUCCGCAUUAAGCAAAAUAACAACGUUGGCGAAUUACUGAAUAACAGUUUGCUUCUAAUAAACCGAAAACAAGCAUUAACUUCAACGCAACAAGUUUAAAAAACGUGUUAGCGAACUUCAACACCCAGAAAUUGACUCCAAAUACCAUGUAUUUUUUUAAAUUUCCCGUUUUAUUUAGUUUUUUAAAUGGUUUCAAUUUAAAUAGUGCGUCGACGGGGAUCUGCGAAGCCACGCCCACUUGGACUGCCGACAGUGUUUUGAUUGGCUGAAAGAAAAACUCCGCUGUGACGUCACCGGGCCGCAUAGGGAGUGAAUUAAAGUCGUUGCUGGAGCCGGAGCGGAGAUGAGAGUUGGAGCGUGUUGAUCCGCGGACGCACAGCAGCGCACCAGGCAGCACUAUGAACCCGGAGCCGACCAAGACCCGGGCCAGGCUCAACCCGCUGGCCAACGCAGGAUUUGUGUCCAGGAUCUUUUUAUGCUGGCUAACCCCGUUGCUGCACCUUGGCCGCAAACAACAUCUUGAUGAAAAUGACAUGUACCGGGUUCUUCCAGAGUACCUUUCUGAAACCCUGGGAGAAGAGCUACAAAGAAGAUGGGACCUGGAAGUGAAAGGUGCUGCGAAGGAGCUGCAGAAUCCCAGCCUGACCCGGGUUCUGAUCCAGUGCUACGGGCGCUCCUACGGGCUUGCAGGGCUGUUUUUGUUUUUUCUGGAAGCUAUCAAGGUGAUCCAGCCUCUGCUUUUGGGUCAAAUAAUCCAGUACUUUGAGAAUUAUGACCCGGAUGAUCAGAGGAGUCUUUACAUGGUGUACGGCUACGCCGCUGCCAUGUCCGUGUCGGCCUUCGGACAGACCAUUCUGCAGCAUCUCUACUUCUAUCACGUCCAGAGAAUCGGCAUGAAGGCCAGGGUGGCCAUCUGUCACAUGAUCUACAAGAAGGCUCUUCGUCUCAGCAACGAAUCCAUGGGACGAACAACCACCGGCCAAAUUGUGAAUCUCCUUUCAAAUGACAUCAACCGUUUUGAUGAGAUUGUACUGGAUCUCCACUAUCUGUGGCUGGGACCGCUACAGGCAGUGGUCAUCAUCUUUUUCCUGUGGUACGAGGUCGGAGUCUCCUGCAUGGCCGGUGUGGCCACAAUUGCAGUCAUGCUGCCGGUGCAGACAAUGUUUGGAAAGCUCUUCGGCAUAUUUAGGAGCAGAACUGCUGUUCUUACCGACAGUAGGAUCCGCAUCAUGAACGAGGUGGUGUCUGGCAUCAGGAUAAUCAAGAUGUACGCCUGGGAGAAACCACUUUCAGCUUUAGUCACUGAGGUUAGAAGGAAAGAAAUUGGACAGAUAUUAAAGAGCUCCUACCUGCGAGGACUCAACCUGGCUUCUUUCUUCGCCAGCAGCAAGAUCAUUGUCUUCGUUACGUUCACAGUCUACGCUCUGCUCGGCAACACCAUCACCGCCAGCACCGUGUUUGUCACCGUGUCCCUCUACGGUACCAUCAAACUCACCGUCACCCUGUUCUUCCCUCUGGCCAUCGAGAAGCUGUCCGAGACGGUCGUGAGCAUUCGCAGGAUUAAGCAUUUCCUGAUGCUGGAAGAAGUCGGGAGCAAAAACUUUGGGCUGAUUCUGGAAGAAAAGAAGGAAAACUGCAUUGAGAUUGAGAAACUGACAAGCUACUGGGAUAAGAGUUUGGACUCACCAUCACUGCAGAAUGUUUCUGUCACAGUAAAAUCCCCUCAGCUUCUGGCCGUCAUCGGUCAGGUGGGAGCUGGAAAGUCGUCCCUGCUGAGUGCCAUCCUGGGAGAGCUGCCCAUCGACUCUGGGACGCUGCGGGUCAAAGGUCGGCUGACCUACGCGUCCCAGCAGCCCUGGGUCUUUCCUGGAACCAUCCGCAGCAACAUCCUGUUCGGAAGAGAGCUGAACAUCAAGAAGUACGAGAAAGUCCUGAAGGCGUGCGCACUGAAGAGGGACCUGGAGCUGCUCCCAGACGGAGAUCUGACGUUGAUCGGAGACAGAGGAGCCACUCUGAGUGGAGGACAGAAAGCGCGCGUCAAUCUGGCCAGGGCGGUGUAUCAGGAUGCUGACAUCUAUCUCCUGGAUGAUCCUUUGAGUGCCGUGGAUGCAGAAGUCGGGAAGCAUCUGUUUGAAGAGUGUAUCUGCGGCCUCCUGAAGAACAAGUGUCGUGUUCUGGUCACACACCAGCUGCAGUACCUGAAGGCUGCCGACCACAUCUUGGUGCUCAGGGAGGGUCACGUCAUGGUCCAGGGAACCUACGCUGAGCUGCAGCGGUCUGGCCUGGACGUGGUGACUGUGCUAAGACAGGAGGAAGAUCAGAAGCGGAUGUCUCGAUCAGUCGACCCAGAGAUAGAGUCUCUAGCGAGUCGGGGGACAAAUUUCUCCCACCUUUCACACUCCUCUCACUGUAGCCUCUUGCCAACAGAACACGACUGCACCAAGCAGCUUCAUAUGGAACCAGUUCGGCCCCUAGCAGAGGAAGGUCGAGCUGAAGGAACUGUCGGCAGCCACGUUUAUCUCAAGUACUUCUCUGCAGGCUAUAACACUGUGGUGUUGAUGGUUAUAGUUCUGCUCAGCAUCAUAGCCGAGGUUGCAUAUAUCCUGCAGGACUGGUGGCUGGUCUACUGGGCAAGAGAAGAGCUGUCCAACAGCACAGUUGCUGUUGUCAGGAUUAGAAAUGGCAUCAAUGUGACUCAGUCAGAUCUUCAGUUUAAUCUCACAUUCUACCUCGGCAUUUACUCAGGUUUGACAGCAGCUGCUGUUGUCUUCGGUUACAUCAGGAGUUUAGUGAUGUUUCACGGCUUGGUGAAAGCAGCACAGACUUUGCACAACAGCAUGUUCACUGCUGUUCUCCGCACUCAUGUUCGCUUCUUCGACAUCAACCCCAUAGGAAGAAUUCUCAACAGAUUUUCCAAAGACAUCGGCCACAUAGACUCCAAGCUGCCCAUCACCUUUGUGGAUUUCUAUCAAUUAUUUUUGCAGAACGUUGGUGUUGUUGCCGUGGCGGCCUCAGUCAUCCCCCUCAUCCUCAUCCCUCUCGUCCCUCUGCUUUUAUUCUUUCUUUACUUGAGGCGCUACUACCUCCAUACAUCGCGUGAUAUCAAACGCCUCGAGUCAACAACUCGAAGUCCAGUCUUCUCGCACCUGACGUCGUCUCUUCAGGGUCUGUGGACGGUUCGAGCCUUCAGAGCUGAGGAGAGGCUACAGAAUGUCUUUGAUGCUCACCAGAACCUCCACUCAGAGGCCUGGUUUCUGUUCCUGAUGAUUUCGCGCUGGUUUGCACUACGCCUUGACAGCAUUUGCUCCAUAUUUAUAGCCUUCUCAACAUUUGGCUGCAUCAUCUUCAGAAAUGGUCUGGAGGCUGGACAGGUGGGCCUGGUGCUGACCUACGCCGUGACACUGGUGGGAAACUUCCAGUGGACGGUCAGACAGAGUGCAGAAGUGGAGAACAUGAUGACGUCGGUGGAGCGGGUGGUGGAGUACACGGAGCUGGAGAGCGAAGCCCCCUGGAAGACUGAGAAGCAGCCGCCCCCCGACUGGCCGAGCCAGGGGAUGGUGACCUUCAGCCGGGUCAACUUCUCCUACAGCUCAGACGGGCCGCUGGUGCUCAAAGACGUCAGCGCCACAUUUCAGCCCAGCGAGAAGGUCGGCAUCGUCGGCAGAACCGGCGCCGGGAAGAGCUCCCUGGUCUCGGCUCUGUUCCGCCUGGCCGAGCCUCAGGGGGAUAUCUACGUGGACGGAGUUCGGACCUCGGACCUCGGCCUCCACGACCUGCGCCAGAAGAUGUCCAUCAUCCCUCAGGACCCAGUGCUGUUCACCGGCACCAUGAGGAAGAACCUGGAUCCUUUCAACCAGCACACCGAUGAAAGCCUGUGGACGGCUCUGGAAGAGGUGCAGAUGAAGGCGGUGGUGGAGGAGCUGCCCGGGAAGCUGGAGACGGUUCUGGCCGAGUACGGCUCCAACUUCAGCGUGGGUCAGAGGCAGCUGGUGUGUCUGGCCCGAGCCGUCCUGAGGAAGAACCGCAUCCUCAUCAUCGACGAGGCCACGGCCAAUGUGGACCCCCGGACGGACGAGCUGAUCCAGAAGACCAUCCGGGACAAGUUCCGGGAGUGUACGGUUCUCACAAUCGCUCACCGCCUCAACACCAUCAUCGACAGCGACCGCAUCCUGGUGCUGGACAACGGCGCCAUCCAGGAGUUGGACCAGCCCUUCACCCUCCUGCAGAACACUGACAGCGCCCUCUACAAGAUGGUGCAGCAGACGGGUCCGGCGGAGGCGGCGGCGCUGCUGGAGUCGGCCAGACAGGCGGCGGUGCUGACAGCUGGAGGCGCUGGACCGGGACCCGGGGGGGUGUAAACGGACUCGAGGUUCAGACCUCAGCGGUGCUAUAAAGACGGGUGGGGGUGAGAAGACCAGGCAACUUACCUUUGCCAUAUUUAAAGAGCCAGUAUUAUAAGCUUAGGAAACCACUGAGUAUUACACUGGAGCCACAGAGCCGGCCUGGACCCGGACCUGGACCCGGCUCGGCUCAGAGCCGGCGUCUCAGUGGAACCGCAGUGGGCCCCUCACCACGUGUCUGCCGGCUGGUUCUGGUUCUGUCCCGCCUCGGAGCCGUGGACGGGCCGGAGCUCUGAAUGUGCCAGAUGUUCUACAGUCACCUGUGGAGCCGUGUGUUUUUGAUUCCUGACUGUAUUUUUGUCCAUACUGCACAAUAAAACCCUUUUGAAAAAGCGCCUCCCAACACUCCCUUCACUUAUUCACCACCGAAGAAAGAAGGUCGACACGAGCGUAAAAAAAACAACCUUUACUGAAAUCUCAAACAU